CUCCCUUCUUGCGUGAAGUUUCACCCUCAACUGUGUAUCUGCUCGAAAUUUCAACAUUCACUCAAUGAGCAAAAACGCAUUAAAAACAGGAAGCUUGGCGCAUGUAAAUGUUGAAGAGGAUGAUCCAGCAAGUAGUUCAGAGGAAUUGAUGUCAGAAGAAGAGUUUGAUGGCAUGGAACAAAGUGAACCAGAGGCGACCUCAGAUUUGGAAGAAGAAUCGGCUCAAACCCAAAUAUCAGAAAUACCAUUCGAUACUCUUUUAAACGCUCAAGAGCAAUUAAAGGCAGAGCAGAAGAAAGCUGAAAAGAAAGCAUCUUCAGCGAAUAAGAAGAAAUCGGAGAAGAAAGAUGACCAUAAACAUGCUGAAAGGAAAAAACAUGCACCGAUGGAAGUAUCUAGCAAGAAACCAGUUACUCGGUUUCGAGAAGUUGUGAGUGUUCCUAAGAAGUUCACAAGAGAUCCUCGAUUCGAUUCCCUAUCCGGAAAUUUAAAUAAAGAAAAGGUUAAAAAUAAUUACUCAUUUGUUUUUGACUAUCGGAAGAAGGAAAUUGAACUCCUUCGCGAAGAACUAAAGAAAUGCAAAGAUCCAGAACGCGCAGAAACUAUUAAGGCUACAUUAAAAUCUCUCCUAUCGAAGAUGGAAAGACAUAUUGAAGAAGAGAGAAAGGGGCGAGUGUUACGUGAGCAACGCGCCGCCGAAAAAGAGCAGGUUAAGGAAGGAAAGAAGCCAUUCUAUAUGAAGAAGAGCGACCAAAAGAAGUUAAUUCAAUUGGACAAGUACAAAUCUAUGGAAGGGACGAAAAAGUUGGAUCGUUAUUUGGAGAACAAAAUGCGAAGACGCGCUCAAAAGGAAAAGAAGCGACUACCUCGUGCACGUUCGGCUCCAUCUUCUUGAUUUUAAGGUGUCAGUGUUAGAGAAAUCUUUUAAUUUUGUUAAUACGGGUUUUUAUAGGAUUUAUUAUUGAUUAUUUAUAAGAAUUUGACAAGUGGGUUAUCAUUGAAAUACAAACACAAUGUUGAAUGUAGAUAGAAAAGUUGGAUAUAGUAAUUAAAGCAAGAAAAUUUCCAAAAAAGAAUUUGAA
Molecule: messenger RNA, 1082 nt
Organism: Schizosaccharomyces octosporus yFS286
Lineage: Eukaryota; Fungi; Ascomycota; Schizosaccharomycetes; Schizosaccharomycetales; Schizosaccharomycetaceae
Product: DUF947 family rRNA processing protein
Exons: 2
Coding region: 65-895 (276 amino acids)
Biological process (GO): maturation of SSU-rRNA from tricistronic rRNA transcript (SSU-rRNA, 5.8S rRNA, LSU-rRNA)
Cellular component (GO): 90S preribosome; nucleolus
Source: RefSeq, a predicted model, not a curated record